Lytechinus pictus (painted urchin) is the source of this 2904-nucleotide messenger RNA. RefSeq names its product coelenterazine h 2-monooxygenase-like. NCBI's taxonomy places the organism in Eukaryota, Metazoa, Echinodermata, Echinoidea, Temnopleuroida, Toxopneustidae. The transcript has 3 exons. Gene Ontology annotation, molecular function: hydrolase activity. The record is from RefSeq and is a predicted model, not a curated record. The coding region runs from base 258 to 1304 and encodes 348 amino acids.
GUACUAGAGCCCGGGUACUAGUCAAGAGUCUCAUCCAUCCCAUCCCCAGGCCACACCCCUCACCUUCCGGACAGACGCUCUAUUUUUGCCUUUAAUUUUAAGCUCCAAGAUACCUUACAAUUUGGACAUUGACCUGCAUGUAAACAACGAAGUCCGAUGCGAUGGGGAAUUGAUCAAUUGUUGAUUUCGGGGACAGUGCUUGGCUAGACGUAUACCCUGGAUAUCCAGAUAAAGACGUGAUAGUAUAUUGCUAAAUCAUGCUUGGAAAAAUGGCGUUCCGUUCUAUAGGAAGACUGCAGACCGUCGUUGGCCAUUUCAAACUUGGGCAGCAGACGUCGACUAGCGGACAGCUCGUUGCAAGGCCCGCCGCAGCUAUGCCGUCGCGCAACCAGUCAACAAUACCCCUCGUUACAGCAGAUGAGUGGUGGGGAAAGUGCAAGAAAGUCGACGUUUUAGGGGAAAAGAUGUCAUAUUAUGAUUCGGAUCCCCAAAAUAGCAACAGCAAGCAUGCAGUAGUCUUCCUUCAUGGCAACCCGACGUCUUCAUAUUUGUGGAGAAAUGUUAUACCUCGCGUGGAACCCAUCGCUCGAUGUCUUGCUCCAGAUCUUAUUGGUCAGGGACGUUCGAACAAGCUCGCCAACCAUUCCUACCGUUUUGUCGAUCACUACCGUUAUCUAUCUGCUUGGUUUGAUUCUGUCAACCUACCAGAAAAGGUUAGCAUAGUAUGUCAUGACUGGGGCUCUGGACUAGGAUUCCAUUGGUGUAACGAGCACAGAGAAAGAGUUGAAGGUCUAGUCCAUAUGGAGAGUGUGGUGGGCCCUGUCCCGGGAUGGGAUCUAUUCCCAGAUAUCGCCCGCGACUUCUUCCAGACUCUGCGCUCAGAGGCUGGUGACGACUUGGUGCUGCAAAAGAACUACUUUGUGGAGCUUCUCCUACCCAGGGCUAUCAUGCGCGAGCUACGUCCCGAGGAGAUGGACGCAUACCGCGAGCCGUUCAAGAACCCUGGUGAAGAUCGGCGCCCCACCCUCACCUGGCCACGACAGAUCCCAAUCAUGGGCGAUGGCCCGGAUGAUGUGAUUGAGAUUGCUAAAGCGUACAACUCCUGGCUCAGGGAGUCUGCCGAUUUGCCCAAGCUCUACAUCAGCGCAGUUCCAGGAUUCUUUAGCGAAGGGAUCAAGAAGGGAACUGCUAAAUGGCCAAACCAAAAGACUGUUGAAGCUGAGGGUUUGCAUUUUCUUCAAGAGGAUUCACCUAUCCAGAUCGGUGAUCAUGUCAAAGAUUUCUUGUCUAGUAUUUACAAGUGAAAGUCCAUUCUUGGAAGUUCUAAAUUUCUAAAACUAUCUUCAAAAUAUUAAUUGCCUGUAUUCUGACUUUGCUUUAUGAUAUAAACUUUCAUACAAUUAUGGAUCAUUCAUGUACCACGAGAAAUUGGAUAUUAUUUAUUCAUUUACUGUUUCAAAAUUAGAACUUUUAUUUCAAUGAUUCAAUCAUCUUGAUUUGUUUCAGAGUACCUUCAAGUCCAUGUGUAUAAACUUGGAGACUGAUAGGAAUUUAUUAUCUUCUAUAAUUAGCAUAUGGUUUACCUUCCUUUGAAAGCCAAGCACUGCAGAUACAAGAAACCUGUACAUGGUCAGCUUUGCAUGACUACAUACAUUUUUGUAUUCAUUUUUGCAGCUGAUAAUCUUUGUCUGUAAUUAGAGGAUUUCAAAGCAGAUUUUCUUUCAUAAAAUAUAUGUAAUUGUGAAUGUGAGUCUUAUUGUUCACCUAUUAGGAUUCUAACACAAAAGACUUUAGAAAUAUUUUUUUUCCAAUAUCACCUUGUUAGAAUAUAAAAUCAUUUGAGUAUAUCUUUUAUGAAUGUGCAGAUUAUUGUUUGCCCAUUCACCAUUCCUUUUAAUAGCAAAGUUUGGAAAGUCAGAACAGAGAAAGAUGUGAAUUAGGUUGUAAAUCCCACUCUCGGGGCAAGGUGACCAAUACUUCCAGAAACACUUUCCAGUUGAAAAAAAAAGUAUACAAGCUGACAAAAUCCUAAAUGAGAGGGGAUAUAAUUAUAUAUUCACUCUCUCUGUUGUUUAUAUGCAUGCGCUAUUUGUAAUUUGGGGAAGAAAUUAAAUUACUUCUUUUUUUUCUUUGUAAAAACAAACUUGACUGGAUACAAGCAGGAUAUUGUCUUGUGUUCCAUUUUUCAAAUGAUUUAAAUCAGAAACAUUUUGUUCUGAAAAAAAAAAACAUUUUAACUUGUAUCUAUUUUGUCCUAUUCUAUUAUUUUGUAUAGAAAAUAUGGAUCUAUUGAAUCAGAUUGCCAUUAAAAUGCUUUUUAAAUAAAUGUGAUUAUGUAAAUGUGAUAAUUAUGAUUAACCUGUGCUUUUUCUUUCCUGUAUUGCUUUAUUUCUUUUAAGAUCAAUGAUAUGGUAACCCCCCCCUUUUUUUUAUAGAAAGCCCAUCAGCCUUUAUCAAAGAAAUACAAAACCCCAAUUAGCCUAGGAUUCCAUGUUGUGUAAUUUACAACAGUUAAUUGAUUUAAUAUUGUACAGUUAGUUUAGAAAUAAAUAGGUUAUUAGCUCUCAGCACUUGACCUUUACCCUUGGAAAAUAAACACUUAAAAUUUGUAUUGAGUUGGUACGCUAAAGAUUACUUAUCUUUUAAUUCGUGUUAGACACAGGAAAAGAUUGUAUUUUGAAAUAUAUCAUGAGAUAAUUAUUCAAAACCGAGAGUAUUUGCCAGUGAAGUUGGUGUCCGUUAUUGAUUUGUAUACAUGUACCUUCUUGCUUCUAAGCUAUUUUAUUCUUACUUAAUACUUUCCCCACAUCUCAAGUGCAUAGGGGCAUGCAAUCUGUGUAAUGCACUAUAAAAGAAUAAAGGCUUAUGAUUUAUUACUGUUUUUAUUAUCACCAUCAUCAUCAU